Carassius carassius (crucian carp) is the source of this 1715-nucleotide messenger RNA. Its product is annotated as tumor susceptibility gene 101 protein-like. The transcript is spliced from 10 exons. Gene Ontology annotation, cellular component: ESCRT I complex. Gene Ontology annotation, molecular function: ubiquitin binding. Lineage: Eukaryota; Metazoa; Chordata; Actinopteri; Cypriniformes; Cyprinidae. The record is from RefSeq and is a predicted model, not a curated record. Gene Ontology annotation, biological process: protein transport; protein modification process; endosome to lysosome transport. Bases 305 to 1477 code for a protein of 390 amino acids.
CCCACCGGAAGUGAAACUGUGGUGACGCUCGCAUCGUUCGUCUUGUUUAUCUUUCUCGAGAUGAAUGCUAUUCGACUUGACCUAUAUUUAUUGAAUUCUCAUUAAGCAGCUAUUAAUUGGACUUUGUUAAUGAGUGAUCACGGUGCCUGGAGUGUGUUUGUGUCAGGCAGCAAGAGUUAAUUCGGUGUAAGGGUCGGUCGGAGUGUUUUGGCGUGUGCUCACACACACACUCGUAUAUUAUUUCACACAUUAACUUUUAUUUCUCUAGAAUUUAGAGUCUUUAUUUAUAUUUGUGUCAUAAAUCAUGGCUGUUGUAAACGAAGGAGCUCUUAAAAAGAUGCUGAAGCAAUACAAAUACAGAGAUCUCACUGUGCGUGAGAUAACAAACGUCAUCUCUCAGUACAAAGACCUCAAACCUGGCAUGGACGCGUACGUGUUUAAUGACGGAUCCUCCAGAGACCUGAUGAGCCUCACAGGAACGGUUCCAGUGGGUUAUAGAGGGAAUGUGUACAAUAUUCCCGUGUGCCUGUGGCUGCUGGAUACGUAUCCCUACAACCCUCCCAUAUGUUUUGUGAAGCCCACCAGUGCGAUGAUGAUCAAGACCGGCAAACACAUCGACGCCAAUGGCAAGAUCUACCUGCCCUACCUGCACGAGUGGAAACAUCCUCAGUCGGAUCUGUAUGGGCUCAUCCAGGUCAUGAUCGUGGUGUUUGGUGAGGAGCCGCCCGUGUUCUCCAGACCCACCACACAACCUCCCUACCAGGCCUUUCAAGCAGCCGGACCCCCGAACCAGUCCUAUAUGCCAGGAAUGCCAGCAGUAUCUCCCUACGGGCCAAACCCAAACCCCUGUGGUUAUCCUGGUUACCCUUACCCAGGAGGCAAUGGGUAUCCUGCCACAGGCGGUCCAGCGCAUUACACUUCCCAGACUCCCGCCACUGCUGUGGGUCCGAGUCGUGAUGGUACCAUCGGUGAGGACACCAUCCGAGCAUCGCUGAUCUCGGCCGUGAGCGAUAAACUGCGCUGGAGAAUGAAAGAGGAGAUGGACAGAGCACAAGCCGAGCUGGAUGCCCUGAAGAGAACUGAAGAAGACCUGAAGAAAGGACACCAGAAGCUGGAAGACAUGGUGUCCCGUCUGGACCAGGAAGUGUCUGAGGUGGACAGAAACAUUGAGCUUCUCAAGAAGAAGGACGAGGAACUGAGCGAAGCUCUGGAGAAGAUGGAGAACCAGUCGGAAAACAAUGACAUUGACGACGUGAUCAUCCCAACAGCCCCGCUCUACAAACAGAUCCUGAACCUGUACGCAGAGGAAAACGCCAUAGAGGACACCAUCUUUUACCUAGGAGAAGCCCUUCGGAGAGGAGUCAUCGACCUGGAGGUCUUCCUCAAGCAUGUGCGUCUGCUGUCCCGAAAACAGUUCCAGCUGCGAGCGCUCAUGCAGAAAGCACGAAAGACGGCCGGACUCAGUGACCUUUACUGACCCUGCGCUCAGACUCUGAUCUAGUCGCUCUGUGGUAUGUCAUUGGGAGUUCAGCUGUUUAUGAUCUUUUACUUCUGUGAGAGUUUUAGCAUCUGUACCUGACUUGAUAUGGAAAUUUAAAAUCGGUACGAUAUUUAAACGCUAAAAGGUAAAAACUAGCAUUAGAGAUAAAUAAGACAUCAUAGACUUUGUUCCUUCUUUCAUUUGAGCAUCUCGUGUUAAACUGGCAGGCGUCUGG